Molecule: messenger RNA, 189 nt
Organism: Opisthorchis viverrini
Lineage: Eukaryota; Metazoa; Platyhelminthes; Trematoda; Opisthorchiida; Opisthorchiidae
Exons: 2
Coding region: 1-189 (62 amino acids)
Source: RefSeq, a predicted model, not a curated record
AUGUCGACCGUAGGGGUAAAAGACCACUUUCAGGACUUGGUGCAAGAAGAGAUACGCUGUUUCAGCUCAAUCGUCCCAGAUCCAGACAUAAGAACUGAUCGCAUGACGCUCGGAAUGGCCUUCAUGGAACACUUUAUAACUAUAUUUGAUCAACAGAAGAAAGUAGGAUUCAAGCCAAGAGUCUGCUAA